AUGGGUAUGGAGAAAUCACUGGGUUUCGUUGUGUCACUAAAACCACUGAAAUUAGAUUCUGAGAAUUUUGGAUACUGGAAAGUCAUGAUCAAGCAGGCCAUCUUGAGCGUUGAUGUGGAAGUGUGGAUUGCCGUGGAGGAUGGCUGGUCAUCUCCUAUGUUCAAGGAUGAGAAAGGUGAUAUUGUUCUCAAGGAGAAGAUGAAAUGGACCAAUGAGGAAAAAGCAAAAUCUAAGUAUAAUUCCCAAGCAAUAUUAGUUAUCUUCAAUGCUCUGUCAAUGGAGAUCUUCAUCCUGGUACAGGGGUGUGUGUCUGCCAAGGAAGCAUGGAACUUUUUGGAGGUUCUGUUUGAAGGCACAAGCAGUGUUAGGCGCACUAGACAGGAUAAUCUUGCAUCUCAGUUUGAGAAACUACACAUGACUGAGAAUGAAUCUGUUGCUAACUAUAGUAGUAGACUGAAUGCAAUCGUACAAAAGGCUGCAGUUUUGGGAAAAUGA
Messenger RNA from Camelina sativa (false flax), 495 nucleotides. RefSeq lists its product as uncharacterized. NCBI's taxonomy places the organism in Eukaryota, Viridiplantae, Streptophyta, Magnoliopsida, Brassicales, Brassicaceae. The record is from RefSeq and is a predicted model, not a curated record.